UUUGUUUGCAGAAGGACUCGUUCUCCGCUGAAGACCUCAAAGACAAAAGAGGGAUAUUUUCAUCAUUAUUAAGUGAAUAUAAACAUACAUCUUUUACCUCAGCCUCAGGAGUAUGGUGGUGCGUGGUGUGUCUCAGGAUUUGAAGGACGAUCAAAAUGCUGAAAUGUAAAGUUCACAGCUAUCUAUGCCGCCUGUGGUUCACGGCGCUGCUGCUGCUGCUCCGGGAUCUGAGCCGUGCGGCUCCCACAGAGGGCCAGUCCAUCCCAUGUAGCAUCUCCGUGUCUGAACCAGUAUCCGGCCUGGACUCCAUAUCACUGACAGUCAACACAACCGGACAGAACUGCUCCUUCACCGUAACGUCUCCAGACGCCGGAGGAGACAGCGGCGAGUGUAGAAGAAGAGACGAGGAGAUACAGACUAAUGAGAUCAGAGGAGCGAAGGAGGUGAAAGAGGUGGAGAUGGGAGCUAACUAUCUGGAAACCAACCAGCUAGGAGUCGAGGAUGGAGGGAACAAGGAGGUAGGAGAUGUUUUCACCUGCGUGCUGGAUCACCUGGAGCCUGGAACCGCCUACCAGCUGCUGGUUCAGUCCCGGAGAGACGAGGAGACGGCGAACCUCACCCUGCACACCAGGCCGUCAGCGGUGAGCGGCCUGGCGGUGACCUCCAGGACCUCCAGCAGCCUGGGCCUUUCCUGGCAGGCCGGCCCAGGCAGGACGCAGCGCUUCAGGCUGCAACUGUGGGAUCACACGGGUCUGCUGAGGAACGAGACCUUGGAGAGCACGGCGACACAACACAAACUCCUCGACCUGACGCCGGGGCGACUGUACAACGUUACCAUGGUGACGGAGCUGGCGGCUGCAGAACGCCAGAUGAUGAGGCUCAGACAG
Messenger RNA from Micropterus salmoides (largemouth bass), 887 nucleotides. RefSeq names its product receptor-type tyrosine-protein phosphatase eta-like. NCBI's taxonomy places the organism in Eukaryota, Metazoa, Chordata, Actinopteri, Centrarchiformes, Centrarchidae. The transcript has 4 exons. The annotation marks the transcript as partial. Gene Ontology annotation, molecular function: protein binding. The record is from RefSeq and is a predicted model, not a curated record.